CAGCACUAUCAUUAUUACCAAUAGCACAUAUGUGGUGCGGAUUACAGCAUUUAAUUCGUACUAAACCAGCUUAUGCGAAUAUUACACAAUUUCUUGAUUUAUACCAUCAUACAUAUGGUCCGAAUGGGCGAUUUCCACCACAUAUGUAUAAUCAUCAUCGCAAUGCAAUGCACAAUUAA
Didymodactylos carnosus is the source of this 179-nucleotide messenger RNA. Lineage: Eukaryota; Metazoa; Rotifera; Eurotatoria; Philodinida; Philodinidae. The record is from the annotation of a GenBank genome assembly.